CCAGUAAAAAAUCACACUCUUCCAUUUUCUAUCUAGAAACUUCUCUCCGUAUCAUAUAAAUUCUCUUCCUUAAUCUCCCACCUCAUCACCAAAUAAUCGCACAAACAAAUCCGACAAAAAAUAGCUCUCAUUUUAAUUCGCAAUCAAAAACAACAAAAAUUCAGGUCCAAAAGAAGAGAAAGAUGGAUUUCCGGUUCACCGGCCUCGACACCCCAAUCUACAACGUCCUCUCCCAUUUCCUCGACGCAGACGACUUCACCGCCCCCGCCGCCACCGACAAAUCAACCACUGGAGCCAACGCGCCGUCCAACGCAUACGUCCGUGAUGCACGUGCAAUGGCUCGUACCCCUGCUGAUGUGAAGGAGUACCCGAAUUCGUACCAGUUCAUCAUCGACAUGCCUGGGCUGAAGAGCGGAGACAUUAAAGUGCAGGUGGAGGACGACAAUGUGCUGGUGAUAAGUGGAGAGAGGAAGAGGGAUGAGGAGAAAGAAGGGGUCAAGUAUUUGAGGAUGGAGAGGAGAAUUGGUAAGUUUAUGAGGAAGUUUGUGUUGCCUGAAAAUGCUGAUAUGGAGAAGAUUAAUGCUGUUUGUCAAGAUGGUGUUUUGAGUGUUAGUGUCGAGAAGUUGCCUCCUCCUCAGCCUAAGAAGCCCAAGACUAUUCAGGUUAAGGUUGCUUAAUUAUCAUCUUAAUGAUGAUCUAGUUCUGACUAAUCUUCUUUCGUACUAAUAAGUUUUAUGUAUGUUCUGCUUUUUUCAUUUUGUAUCGGGUGGGGGUUGAAGUUGUGGACGAGUAGCAUUUUCUAUGAUGAUGUUAUGUAUGGAAAUGGUGUUUGUUUUGGUAUCAUGGUAUGAGACUGCAAUAUAAUGUUGUAUUUUCUCAGCAAAA
This is a messenger RNA of Spinacia oleracea (spinach), 885 nucleotides long. Its product is annotated as 17.1 kDa class II heat shock protein. Bases 183 to 677 code for a protein of 164 amino acids. The transcript has a single exon. NCBI's taxonomy places the organism in Eukaryota, Viridiplantae, Streptophyta, Magnoliopsida, Caryophyllales, Amaranthaceae. The record is from RefSeq and is a predicted model, not a curated record.